Messenger RNA from [Torrubiella] hemipterigena, 1481 nucleotides. The record is from the annotation of a GenBank genome assembly. Lineage: Eukaryota; Fungi; Ascomycota; Sordariomycetes; Hypocreales; Clavicipitaceae.
CCAUCAUUCUACAUAUGAAGCUAAAAAAGAGGAACUCCCUACAAAUUAAGCGUACGCGUGGCUUCCCGUAGCCUGAAGUAACUAACAGCACAUGCUAAUCGUACGAUUCAAGUUCCCAACAGAACCAAUACACGUCUCUGCUUUAACAAGAGCCGGCUAAGUAAUAGACGGCCCAAACAACAUAAAUGACGAUUGCACCCCCUCAACAUUGAAAACUAGUCAACUAGCUCAUCAAUUGUAUCAAGAAGCAUCCUCAUUUAUCCCUCAUCCUACAUCGUUGCUAUUCCCCGUUACUCUCCAGUUGAGCCAUGGCUCGAACUCAGUCCAAGACAACUCUGGCACACGCGUCCAGGCAGACUCCGAAGCCUACGAUGAAGCCAGCAGCUACUCGGAAACCGUCCGUAUCACAAGCCAUUGCCGUCCCUCUGAGCUUCAUUCUAGUUGUUGCUGCCAUCCUUGCCUUUGCUCCCAUACCACACCCACCAAAUCACGUCAAAAUUCCCAUUUUCGGCACCAGCCGACACUUCAAGACUGGAGAACACUUUUUGCAUAACAGAGUCAAGAAUACCCCGUCAUGGCUCUACCUCACCCUACACGCAGGCCCAUCCAUGGCAUGGAGCGUGCUGAUGCCACUGCAGCAUGUUGCUUGGAUUCGCCGCAACGUGCCUGCUUUUCACCGCACUAGCGGCUACAUCAUCAUGGCCACAUCCCUUCUGCUUGCUCUCACUGGCCUUGGUCUGCUCAGCGACUAUAAGGACAGCCCGCAUCCACCCUUCUUCUCUCUUCAUACGCUGAAUGGCAACUCGCCAAUUCCAUGGCCAACAUUUCGUCUGACGACUGCCUUGUUGGCGGUCCCCUUUCUCUACAGCCUGUAUCGCGCUGCCAUGGCGGGUACGUCGAAGCAGUAUGAACUGCAUAGAUACUGGGCCACCGUCCACACUAUAUUUGGAUACGCGAUUGGCCUAGAGCGACUUCUUCUGCUUGGAACUUAUCCGCUUGGCUGGGUUGCUGCUCUGUAUGCGAAGAUUGAUCUGCGCGAGAUUCUAGGCUACGAGGACACCAUUGCUUCCUUGGCAGAAGCGGAGCAUGAGGUAUUUGCUUUGGUGAAUAUUGGCGUGCUUGCUCUUAUUUUGUUCUGGCUGCGCUACGAAUUUGGUGGUAAGGGAAGCCCGCUUGCGCGUGUGAAGAAGGAAUAAUAUUCGUGAGGCCAAUUAUUCCAUAUAAGAACAUAUAGUUUAGCUAUGAUAGAAUACCUCCAACACCAGUACCAUAGAGAAUAUGAAUAUCUUGACACACCUGACCACUUGAAUUGUCACUCGACGGGAUACAACUGAAGGAAGCCCUUGGCUCGCAAUAACGAUUGCGGCUGACUUGACGCAGUAUGCAGCCUUGGGCGCAAAGUACCGCCCUUCAGGCACAUGAUACACCUUGCACUGCUUUUUGGCGCCGGCCACAGCAGCCGUCCCUGGCCAACAUUUGUG